GUGUCUGUCUUGACAUGCCUGCGGCGGGGGCAGAGAUGUGACGAGACAAGAUGAGAUGUGCAGACGGCUGAGCACCCAACACUGACCAUGGCUGACCAGACCCCCGGCCCCUCCUCGGCGAUUGGUGGGGACACACCCGAAGCUACUCCGAGAAGCCGAGGUUUCGCAACGAUACUAGACAUCGAAACGGGUCGAAAGUACACCCCUGUAUCUAAACGAUACAGGGCGCUACUCCGAACUGGUAGGAAAAGAGCAAACGCGGACGACACACCUGAAUCAUCCAACAAACGGAUCUGUCGGGUUUCAAAUGCUGCAAAUGCGCAUGAACACAGCAAUUUGGUCUCGUUGGUUGGGGUUGACAAUGAAUAUGUAAUCGUUGAUCAAAUAGCUUCGUUGUUGGAUGGGGUUAAUUUUGAUGAAGAUUUUGAUGAAGACAUCAAUCAGACAGGAAAUGGUGACUCAGACAUAGGCAUAAAUGAUAAUGAUAAUAAUGGUGACAUAAAUCAGUCAGACAAUGUUAGCCAAGAUGAUGAUGAUGAUGGUGACACCUUUGAUCAAAUAGCUUCGUUGUUGGACGGGGUUAAUUUUGAUGAAGACAUCAGUCAGACAGAAAAUGCUAACCCAGACAUAGGCAAAGAUGAUGAGGAUAAUAAUGGUGACAUAAAUCAGUCAGACAAUGUUAGCCAAGAUGAUGAUGAUGAAGAAAACAGAGAACUGUUUGUUGUUAAAUCUAUCAAAGAAGAAUUUAGCAAAAAGUUUCAGUCGUACCAGAGGACCAUGAAAGCCUCUAUCAAAGAAAAGAACAUUCGAAACAUCGAAAACAUCAUUGACGCUCUACAUGGUGUAUUUGAGACCAUGAUAGCUCGAGCCAGAGAAGGGGUAAAUGCCAACGGCAUUAUGCGAAUGAUUGUCCAUUCUGGGCACCUUGACCGACCCAUUUCAACCCCAUUUGUUCACAGAGACGAGUUAACGGCUGAGCUUAUAUUGUCUCAUAUAGAGAGAAUACUUCAAAGCCAUGAAGAUUUUAUCAUUGAUGAAACAUUUUUAGUUGAAAUCAUUUCUCUAAAUCUACCAGAAAAAGGAUCGGGAAGAAAUCCCUUUUUCAAUUCUGCUACAGAAUUCAGCAAAAAUAAACAUUCUGUCAUCUCCAUUAAAAAUGACGACGAAUUGUGUUGUGGACGCGCCUUAGUCGUGGCUAAAGCCAAGAUAGACAAACACCCUCAAUACGAAAGUAUCCGAAAAGGUAGAAAGAUACAGGAGGUCCUUGCCCGUAAAUUAUAUACCGAUGCAGGCGUUAAUCUAGGUCCAUGUGGUUUGGAUGAAAUUCGGAUGUUUCAGAAUCAUUUGACUGAUUAUCAGAUUAUUGUUGUGUCACGCAACCAGCUCAACCAGAUAAUUUUUCAGGGACCGUCUGUACAAGAUGAAGGCAAGAAACUGAUGCUUUACCACAUAAAAGAAUCAGAUGAACCACUUGCUCACUAUGACGUGAUAACAAGUAUGAAGGCGUUUUUGGGAUCAGCGUACUAUUGCUCUAAAUGUCACAAAGGCUACAAUACAAGAAAGGAUCACAAAUGUGAAAACAUAUGUAACAUUUGUGAACAGAAGGAUUGCAUACCAUCUCUUGGAACUAAAUGGGUGUACUGUAAGUUUUGUAAUCGUUAUUUUCGGUCAGAACAGUGCUUCCAAAAUCACAAAAUUCCCAACAAAAAUGGCGUGAGUGUUUGUCAACGAAAGAUGAAAUGUGAAACAUGUACCAAAUUGCAUUGCAGGGUUGACGAUCAUACGUGUUGGGCACGACAUUGUAAAUUCUGUGAUAAAGAAGUAGCCAUGGAUCAUCUUUGCUUUAUACAGCCACUUGGAAAGAAAAAGAAAAAGAAGAAGAAAAACAAAAACAAAAACAGAAACAAAAACCAGCUAGCAGACGACAGUAGUGAUGACAGUAGUGGUGGUGAUAUCACAGAUUCAGAGACAGAAGAUAACCCAAGGACUAAAGUGGUCCAAGUCGUUGAACCAGAGUUUGAAGUGACUGAAAUAACUCUAGAUGACCUAGACCGUUAUGCAAAAAAUCAAAAGAAGAAUAAAAAAAGGGUACAUGAAGAAGACGAAGAGGUAGAACAAGUAGAUGCUUUAGCGCCUUCUACCCUUUAUUUCUUUGACUUUGAAACAACACAGGUAUCGGGUGAACAUGUACCGAUACUUUGUGUUGUGCAAAAAGCUAAGUCAAAUUCUGCUGUGUACUUCAAAGGAGCAGACACUACAAAGGCUUUUUGUAGGUGGUUGUUGCGAGAUGAAAUGAAACGUUCUACAUUCAUGGCACACAAUUUGAAAGGUUUUGACGGCCAUUUCAUUCUGAAAUAUUUGUUGGAUAACGCAAUGACUCCACAUGUUAUCUACUGUGGUGGAAAGCUUAUGUCUAUGGAAAUUCCUAAAUUGAAGAUUAAAUUCGUUGACAGCUGCAACUUCUUGCCAAUGCCGUUGUCGAAAUUUCCCAAAACUUUUGACUUUGAGGACAUGACUAAGGGGUGGUUUCCGCAUUACUUUUCAUCACUGGAAAAUAUGUCGUAUGAGGGGCCAUUACCUGAUAUCAAAAACUAUGCCGUGGAAACCAUGUCUACCGAAAGCAGGCAAAAGUGUAUUUCGUGGGUAACGAGCAAAAGGCAGGAGGGCUAUGUUUUCAACUUUGAAAAGGAUUUGAUCGACUAUUGUGUCACUGAUGUACGUAUUCUGGAAGAAGGCUUUACAUCAUUCCAGGAAAAAUUCAUAGAAGUGAGUAAAGGGAUCGAUCCUGUAGACAAGUGUAUAACAAUAGCGUCUGCCUGCAAUUUGCUCUACAGAACCCUUUUCUUAAAGCCAAAUCAGAUAGGUAUAGUCCCAACUCAUGGCUAUCGUUUCCGAGAGCAACAAAGCCGUGACGCUGUAGAGUGGCUGAACUAUGUAGCACAUAGUAAAAAUAAGACCAUUCAUCAUGCUAAGAACAGUUCAAAAGAAGCUGUAGUAUGCGGGUUCAGGGUAGAUGGGUUUGAGAAGGGGUCCCCUGGAACUGUGUACGAGUACCAUGGGUGUUUCUGGCAUGGUUGCCCAAAAUGUUACAACCCAGAUGAUGUCAAUCCCGUCAACGAGACCAAAAUGUGGGAGUUGUAUGCCCAAACGAAACGUAAGGGUGAACUCAUAAGACAAAAGUUCAACUAUGUGGAGAUGUGGGAACACGACUUCAUCAAGGUGAAGACAACCGAUGACUACAUCGCCUACCUACAAAAUCAGCCCGCCAACCACUCGACAGUCACAGCAAGUGAGAAAGCCGGUGUGUCUUUCUUGAACCCCCGUGACGCCUUCUUCGGUGGGAGGACAAAUGCUGUCAGACUGUAUGCGAAAGCAGACCUGAAGGCCGGCGUGACUAUCAAAUAUGUUGACGUUAUAAGUUUGUACCCCUUUGUGAACAAGUACUGCGAGUACCCCCUCGGACAUCCUGAUGUGAUCGUCAGCGGAUUUGCCAGCAUCGACACCUACUUCGGCGUUGCAAAGUGCAAGGUGCUGCCACCACGAGGCCUCUACCACCCGGUGUUGCCGUAUAGGGUAGGAGAGAAGUUGAUGUUUCCUCUGUGUCAUACUUGUGCAAUGAAUGAGCAGAGAGAAUGUAACCACACCGACGAGGAACGAUCCCUCCUCGGAACAUGGGUAACCUUAGAACUGACUGUAGCUAUGGAGAUGGGGUAUAGGGUCGUUGAGAUAUACGAAGUCCACCACUUUCCAAAUAAGUCAGAUACGUUGUUCAGAGAGUACAUUGACAAAUUUCUUAAGAUCAAGCAGGAAUCCAGUGGUUGGCCUGAAUGGGUCACCAGUGCGCCUGCAGAAGAGAAGUUAGAGAAAGAGAACGAGUACUUAAGGAAGUACGAAGAGAAUGAGGGCAUUCGGCUUGACAGAGAUGACAUUAAGAAGAAUCAGGGUAGGCGUUCAUUGGCUAAGCUCUGUCUGAACUCGUUCUGGGGCAAGUUUGGCCAGAGAGAUAACUUUUCCAAAACAGAGUAUGUGACAUCGCCUGCCAGGCUGUAUGAGCUUGCAGGGUCAAAGACUAUAGAUCUGAAGUCUUUGCACGUUGUUAAUGAUGAAAUAGCAGAAGUGCAGUAUGCCCAUCAGAAGGAUUUCAUUCCUGAGCCGCCAAACACGAAUGUCUACAUUGCCGCAUUCACAACUGCCCACGCUCGCCUCAAACUGUACGGUCUAUUGAAGAAGUUGGGAGAGUCGGUUUUGUACUUUGACACCGAUAGCAUUAUAUAUCUCUGUGACGGUAAGAACACACUACCGGUUGGAGAUUAUCUUGGUGAUUUAACUGAUGAACUUGAGGACAACGGUGGGCACAUCGUUGAGUUUUGCAGCGCUGGUCCCAAAAACUAUGCAUAUGUAGCCGCAGACGGUACAUCAGUGUGUAAAGUCAAAGGGUUCACUCUGAAUUAUCAAAAUCAGCAGUUGAUCAACUUUGAUGUAAUGAAGGACAUGAUCAUGGGUGUAGGACCUGAUAAAGUCGAUGUUGUAACCGAACGUAAGAUAACGAGGGACAAGAAAGAAAAGAAAGUUCUAAACAAAAGGGAGGUGAAAAGGUACAGGAUGGUCUAUAAUAAACGUGUGCUUCAAGAUGACUUUAACACCCUUCCUUAUGGUUACUAGACAAAAUUGUCUUCUAAUGAAAGCCCUUCGUCCUGCUAUCAUUGUUGUUUUAGGUACAUGUAUUGAAGGUAAAGAUGUGUACAGAUACACCACACCGUUCUGAUUGUGUAAUUGAUUGGAUGUUAUCAAGACAAAUAUGUAUAUAUUGUACAUAUCAUUGUGUCAAAGUGCUAAGUUGAUGUUGCUAAUACGGGCAUGUAACAACAUGUUGUCUGAAGAAUGAAUAAAUUGUGGUGGUGAUGAGGUUUC
Messenger RNA from Branchiostoma floridae (Florida lancelet), 4911 nucleotides. RefSeq lists its product as uncharacterized. Gene Ontology annotation, molecular function: DNA binding; DNA-directed DNA polymerase activity; nucleotide binding. Gene Ontology annotation, biological process: DNA replication. Bases 88 to 4662 code for a protein of 1524 amino acids. The transcript has 3 exons. NCBI's taxonomy places the organism in Eukaryota, Metazoa, Chordata, Leptocardii, Amphioxiformes, Branchiostomatidae. The record is from RefSeq and is a predicted model, not a curated record.